UGUACGUGAACUCACCACGCAGCGAACCGUUCGCCGCGUCUUUUCCGAGCUCAUCUUCGACCUCGUCGGAACCGGAACCGCCUGGUCGGGUUUCGUCCGCCUCUUAGUGGAUGCCCUGGCCUGGCGGCCGGCGACGGGCUACUGGAGGCCGCUGGGCUGCUUCGAGGCUCCCCCCUCGAAAACAACAACAAUGGCAGAUUGUUUAAAAGCAAUGAUGGUGAGCGUCAACAAGUCCAAGAAGCUGUUAAGAUGAAGAGAAGUUACGGUGGAAGAAGGUACCAGGACCUUCAAAGCGUCUCCAUUGAUUAUCCAAGCAGCAGCUGCUCUGGUCUGGCCAAGGGUGCCAGGCUUCCUCCCAGACUGUUGUUGAAGGACAUGUGGCCUCACAGCAGAGGAACCUUCCAGCCUCAGGACCGAGGUGCCCACUCCUGGACUCCAAAUGUACAACCGGCACAGGAGUGGCUCUGGACAGACGGAGCAGGACACUCCAGUCAGCAGCAUAUGUGGACAGUCACAACAGGCAGGGACGAGGACAGACGCCAGCAUCAGGCCUUCAGUGGUCGCGCUUCAGAACCAGAGCGGACUUGGAACUUUUGCAGAAACGUCUUCUGCAGGCCUGGUACUGAAGUAGCAAACGUUGGUGGUGUCCAAAACAACGCAGACAUUUCCAUGCUUCAGCCUGGUGAGGAAGAGGAGAAGAAGCCACCAGUGACCUUCAGUAAGAAGGAGCCUCGCACCUUCGCCCCAGGAAGCCAGGAGGAGCGUUGGCAGCUCCAGAUCGUCGCCAGAGGCCGAGCGAAGUGUCCCAAAUGUAAAAGUGUGAGCAGGAAGACGGUGGAAGGUCUCAAGAAGCACAUGGACAACUGCAGCGUGGUCAGCACCACUCACGUCCAACACAAGCGUUUACGUGCCAACACUGCGGGAAGCAGCUCAAGUCUUCCACGGGGAUGAAGUAUCACGUCAUGGCCGACCACAGCAACCCGCCGUCAGUGGAAGACACCCAGGACCUGGGCCAACGCGCUGUCAAAGACAAACUAAGGAAAAUUCUGAAGCAGUUGGGCAAGGUCAAGUGCU
Messenger RNA from Phycodurus eques (leafy seadragon), 1074 nucleotides. It is a transcript of the gene znf512, whose product is annotated as zinc finger protein 512. NCBI's taxonomy places the organism in Eukaryota, Metazoa, Chordata, Actinopteri, Syngnathiformes, Syngnathidae. The coding region runs from base 250 to 951 and encodes 233 amino acids. Gene Ontology annotation, molecular function: zinc ion binding. The transcript is spliced from 7 exons. The record is from RefSeq and is a predicted model, not a curated record.